AUGUCUCGAUCGUUGUUCAACCGUUUCGACCGACUGGCUUCGAACGUGUCGUCAGUUGCAACCCAAGCUCUCGACAAGCGGCAACAAUCAAGUCUGGCAUCUUCGGCGCACGCGACGACGGCACACCAGUAUUAUGCGAUUCGAGUUGUCGAUGCUACCACUAAUCGAGGAGUCCCUCUGGUAUAUCUCCGCACAACGUACAAGACUAUUUACAUGACCGAUAGCGCCGGUUAUGUCGCAUUCAACGAACCUGGCCUGAUGACGGGAGAUCCAAUCUGGGUCACGGUCAGCAGCUAUGGCUUCGAGUCACCGACUGGCUUUCUUGGCGUUCCCGGAAUGCAAAUCCAGCCCAAAGCCGGGGGCUCUAUAGAAAUCAAGCUCAAUAGAACUCAAGUCGCCGAGCGGCUCUAUCGGCUUACGGGGUUCGGCGUCUACCGAGACAGCGUCCUACUUGGCAAGCCGGUGCCGGUUGAGCAACCAGUCCUGAACGCAAAGGUUGCUGGCAGUGACACCAUCCAGUGUGCCAAAUUCCACGGCAAGCUCCUUUGGAUGUGGCAGGACACAGAUCAGUUAGCAUUUCAGCUUGGGAAUUUCGCAAUGACGGGCGCAAGGACUGAGCUCCCACAUGAACUGAAUGCUGACAAGGGCCUCAACUUUGACUAUUUUACAAAAGACAACAAGCCGAACGAGUUCACAAGAGGCAUGGUCGACAUAACUUUGCAAACACCAGGGAGCUUCCCUCUGUGGGUCGAUGGCUUGACGGUAGUACCAGAUGAUACAGGCAGAGAGCGUCUGAUCGGCACUUACUGCGCCUCUGGGCCCGGGCUGAGCUGUGUGGAGCGAGGCCUGGUCAUUUGGAAGGAUAAGAAGCAGAUUCUAGAGAAACUGGUGCAAUUUGAUGGCACCAACAACGCUAUGGAUGUGCUUGCCCCGUGGGGACAUACGAUCUACGUGAACGAGAAUGGAACACGUUACGCAUUUUACGGCAAGAAUAUCCGAGUCAAAGCGGACUUCAACAACGCUUCGCAGCCGUCACAGUACGAGGCCUUCACCUGUCUUACUGCGGAUGGGCAGCGAGCAAACAGAGGACCGAACGGUGCAUUGAUCUGGAGCUGGGUCAAAGGUGGGAAGCCAGUCAAUUACGAGAACGCGGACAGUUUGGUACAGUCUGGCGUGAUAAGUCAAGAGGAGUCGCCUUACAGACUUAGAGAUUUGGACACUGGACAAGCCGUUACUGCACAUACAGCUGGAAUUGCGUGGAACCCCUACCUAAAGCUUUGGACCAAUGUCUUUCAGCAGAGUGGAGGCGACACUACUGCUGGGGAAAUAUGGUUUUCGACAGCCCAGGCGCCAGAAGGCCCCUGGACAGCUUGCCGGAAGGUUGCCACGCACUACAUGAGCCUUGAUGGGAUCAAUAAUAACAACAACGACCUGUAUAAUCCCGUUCAGCAUUAUGAGCUGAUGCGAGAAGGCGGAAGAUACAUCUACUUCUCCGGAACACUUACUAAUACCUUCUCUGGCAACCCAUUUGCAACUCCGUACUACAACUACAACAACAUCAUGUAUCGAUUAGAUUUGAACGACUCGAGAUUGAGACUACCACAACCGCCGGCGGGCUACUGGGGCACGAGACACGACGAAAGCUGCUGA
This is a messenger RNA of Diaporthe amygdali, 1650 nucleotides long. RefSeq lists its product as uncharacterized. The transcript has a single exon. NCBI's taxonomy places the organism in Eukaryota, Fungi, Ascomycota, Sordariomycetes, Diaporthales, Diaporthaceae. The record is from RefSeq and is a predicted model, not a curated record. Bases 1 to 1650 code for a protein of 549 amino acids.